Molecule: messenger RNA, 2501 nt
Organism: Hydra vulgaris (swiftwater hydra)
Lineage: Eukaryota; Metazoa; Cnidaria; Hydrozoa; Anthoathecata; Hydridae
Source: RefSeq, a predicted model, not a curated record
UUACAAAUUAAAGCGUAUUUUAUAUAAAUCUUUAAUCUUACUGAUAUUUUGUCAACUUCAUGGCGAAAUGCAGUCCUGAAGAAGAUUUUUGGUGUAAAGUUAAUGAGUUUACUCAAGAGUUAGUUAGUUUAAAAAGAGUUUCACUCUUAGGAAUAGAGACAAUUCAUACGAAAAGACAAAUCUUCAGUCUCAAUUACUUAUCAAAAGAAGAAAUUUUAGAAAAGAUUGAGAAUUUGAUAAAAGAUUUUUUAAUAAACAUAGCAAACAAUAGUUUACCUAAAUUUUCAAUCAAUAAGCGCGGUGGUAAUUUCAAUACAGAUUAUUUAAAAGAUUCUGGUUUUCGUAUGAUAGAUGUUGUGGAAGCCAGUGAUGUUUCACUUUCACAUUUACCUUCACUUCGAAAAUAUACCAUAAUGAUGGUAUGUUUGUGUCACUGCUACAAGCUUAUUUUAAUGGGUAAACACUCAACAAAACGUGAUAUUUAUUAUUCUAAUGUUAAUCUCUUUGUUUGUCAAGGUUAUGUAGAUGAUUGUCUAGCAAAUAUUUCAUGUAUGUUGGGUGUUCCACGUAAUUCAUUAAAUGUAUUAUCAUCAGCAAAAGGGCUAAUUUAUGGUUGCUUAAAAUAUACUAAUCAAAAUAAUUUAACAGUUAAUUGCUAUGAUCAAGUUACACAAAUUCCAUCUGAAAUAGAAAGCAUUCAAAUUAUUCAGAUAACAGCAAGAUACAUCUUAGUAAUCGAAAAGGAAGCAAUUUUUCAAAGGAUAGCUGAACAUGGGUUUCAAGAGAAAUUAGGUCACAGUUUAAUAAUAACUGGUAAAGGUUUUCCAGAUGUCAACACUCGUAUGCUGCUAAACAAAAUAUGUAAACAUGUAUCAAUACCUGUGUUUGCACUUGUGGAUGCGGAUCCUCAUGGAAUUGAAAUAAUGUUUGUGUAUAAAUUUGGAUCAAAAUCAAUGUCAUAUGAAGCUGAGCAUUUGACAUGUCCUUCAAUGAAAUGGCUAGGUAUUCUCCCUAAAGACAUUAUUGGCAUGCGUAUACCUAAUAGAGUACUUAUUCCACUUUCACAAAAUGAUAAUAAAAAAUUAUUAGACCUAAUGAAUCGUCCUUAUGUGUUACAAAAUAAAGAUUAUAAAGAGCAAAUAAAUUUUUUGCAUGAAUCAGGUUUAAAAGCAGAGAUUGAGUGCUUGGAUUCAAUAUCUCAUACGUAUAUAACUGAUAUAUAUUUACCACUUAAACUACGAAAUGGAGUUUGGAUAUAAGUCAUUAAAGUUAUUUAAAUAGACUUUGAGUAAAUAUUUAUUAGAGUUUACAGCUUUGCAAUUGAAGCUGUUAAAAUAUAAACUUGUGUUAUUUAUAUGGUUAUUGAUAAGAUGAUAUCGAAAAAUUUUCAGAUUUAUUAAAUAAAUUUUUUUAUCGAAUAGUUAAUUCAAGUUUUUAUGAAAUUUUAUUUUAAGAGCAUAAAUUAUAUACAUGCUUUAAAUAUUUUAAAGUUGUUUUUACUUAUAUAAAAUAGGGUCACCAGUUGUCUGGGUUUUAUGGAGGAAAAUACAGUUCUGAACCAAAACCAAAAUUUUUAUGGCGCUCUUCUUUGUAAAACUCGGGCAUCUGCUAAACCUAAAUAAAAUGCUUUACUGAAUGUUUUUUUAUUUAUAAUAUAUAUUUGCUUUUUUGUUCUAAUAUAUAUUUUGCUUUAACUCCUUGAAUAUACUUACUUUGAGUAUAAAUACUGAACACAAAGAAUAUAUUACAAGUUUUUAACAAAGAAUGUACUUUGCUUUUACUCUAAGAAUAUAAGUAAAAAUUUUCUCCAUCUGCAAGUAAUUUGGCGAAGAAAUGGUUAAGUGAACAUAAGUGUUUUAAUAAAUUUAUUGUUUGAAUUCUCAAGAUUUUCUCAAUGGUUCAUAAAGGGUUAAAAACUGAAAAUGGAUUUUUCUUCAUACAAAUUGAAGCUAAAUUUACAUAGUAUUAAGUGAGAUAAAUAAUGAGCACUCUUUAUCGAAGUUAUUUAUCUGAAGAAGAAAAAUUUUUAAUGGCUUUGCAGAGAAAUUUAAAAGACCAGAUUAGUCGUUUAAAAGUUGAAGAGAUGACCCUUAUAUCAUUGAUCACUAAUUUUACAAAUGAGACAAACAGUUCUACAAAUCAAACAAAUGAUUUUGAAAAAGAGACAACACAAUCAACUCAACCAAUUUCAACCGGUCUUCAAUAUAAUUAUGACUCUGACGAAAAUAUUUCGCUACAAGAACUACGCUCGAAACUCGUGCUUGUUAAUAAUGAUAAAAAGAAUAACGAAGUAAAUGAUUUGAAAAACGAUCAAUUCGUUAACAAAAUUCCUCUUAAGUUUGAAUUUAAUUUAAACAACUUGCCAAAUACUUCACAUGAUAGUGAAAAUGAUUUUGAAGAAGAACAUUACGAUAAUGACCAUGAUGAUGAAGAAGAAUCAGAUGAAUUUUUAUAAGCAGUAGAAUAUCUGAUUGAAAAAUUAAAAUACGGUUUACUGUUUA